This is a messenger RNA of Macrosiphum euphorbiae (potato aphid), 348 nucleotides long. The record is from the annotation of a GenBank genome assembly. NCBI's taxonomy places the organism in Eukaryota, Metazoa, Arthropoda, Insecta, Hemiptera, Aphididae.
AUGUCACAAUAUCGGGAUAAAGUCCGGAGAGAUAAGGCGAACCCAAGCCCGAUCGCACACGCAUACAACAAAAUCGAAACAAGUUUUAUAUCGUAUCAAGAUUACAUCGAUAUACACCUGAAAGGCCGCCACCACUGCGUUGCUGCCGAAAAGUAUUCAUUCUCCGUAACACUUCCCGACAGUGGUCAUCGGCGGAACGCAGUCUCCGACCAAGUGUACAAUGUCCCCAGCCAUGGAGUAGAACAAUUGAAUCGGCCAGGACUGUCGCCCGGAGGUCCGAGGGAGGACAACCAUGCAACAACACUAGGAACAACAACAGCGGCUGCGACCAGGCCAACGUGGUGGUGA